Messenger RNA from Lepus europaeus (European hare), 2784 nucleotides. RefSeq names its product G protein-coupled receptor associated sorting protein family member 3 (gene GPRASP3). Lineage: Eukaryota; Metazoa; Chordata; Mammalia; Lagomorpha; Leporidae. The record is from RefSeq and is a predicted model, not a curated record. The coding region runs from base 115 to 1758 and encodes 547 amino acids. The transcript has a single exon.
UGACAAGUAACUCUAACUCUUGCUACCACAAAUUUUCCCUGACCUAGUAAAGAGUGUUAAGGCACCUAAUUGAGACACUAAGAACUGAGGCCAAGACUGCCCAAGACUUCAGUCAUGCCUGGGAAUAAGAAUAAGAUGAGAGUUCAAGCCAAAACUGAAAAAAAGACAGGUGUACAGGCUAAAGCUGGAACAGAGAGGGAAGCUGCUGGUGCGGGCAAGCCUGUAGCUAAGACCCGGGCCAAAGCCAAAGCCAAAGCCGGGUCUAAGACUGUUCCACUGGCUGAGAUGAAGACAAUGUCUAAGAACAGGGCUGUGGCUGAGAUGAAGGAAGGAGCCCUGUCAGAGGCUAAGGCUCCAGCCAAAGCAGUGGCAGAUUGUAGCCCAAAGACUAAGGGUGACACUAGCAGAUCCACAGGUAAAAAUGAGGCUGGUACUGAUAGCUGCUUCUGGGCUGGGAAAGAGGCUGGGAUCAAUACCUGGGUCUGGAAUGCAGAAGAGGCAGGUAAUCGUCCCAGGGCUAAGGAUGAAAAGAAAACUACUGUCAGGGCCCGGGUCUCUGCUAAAGAGUCAGAGGCUGUGUCUGGGCCCAGCUGCAAGCCUGGGUCAGGGGCUGAGGAAGAGGAGGAAGAAACUGUUAUUGGGAACUGGUUUUGGGAAGGAGAUGAUACUAGUUUUGACCCUAAUCCUAAACCUGUGUGCAGGAUAAUUAGGCCCCAGCCUGUGGAUGAAAUUAAUGAAAAAAAUAGGCCCAAGGACUGGUCGGAGGUCACUAUCUGGCCUAAAGCCCCUGCUGUAACUCCAGCAGUGCUGGGAUUUCGAUCGCAGGCCCCGUCUGAGACAAAGCCUUCUUCGUAUGUUGUUCUGGCCUCAGCUGAGGAAAAUACCCGUUCUUUGCCUGCAACAACAGCUUGCUCUUCUAGGGGCGCUCGCUCAAACUCACAGCCUGUCCCUGAGUACCCAUUUGGAUCUGACCCUUGCAUCCAGACCCUGGAUGAAAUUAGACGCCAAAUCAAGAUCCGGGAGGUCAAUGGGAUUAAGCCAUUCGCUUGCCCUUGUAAAAUGGAAUGCUACAUGAAUUCUGAGGAAUUUGAAAAACUUGUUAGUAUACUGAAGUCAACUACUGAUCCUCUCAUUCAUAAAAUAGCACAGAUUGCAAUGGGCAUCCAUAAGGUUCAUCCAUUUGCCCAAGAAUUCAUCAAUGAGGUGGGUGUAGUGACACUUAUUGAAAGUUUGCUCAGUUUUCCUUCCCCCGAUAUGAGAAAAAAGACUGUAAUUACUGUGAAUCCUCCUUCUGGGGAUGAAAGACAACACAAGGUUGAAUUACAUGUUAAGCAUAUGUGUAAGGAAACCGUAUCUUUUCCAUUGAACUCACCUGGGCAGCAAUCUGGAUUAAAGAUACUAGGGCAACUGAUGACUGAGUCUGUCCAUCACUAUAUUGUUGCCAAUUACUUUUCAGAGCUUUUCAAUUUACUUUCCCAGGGAAAUCGUAAAACCAGAAAUCUUGUUCUGAAAUUGCUUUUGAAUAUGUCUGAAAAUCCAUCGGCAGCCAGAGACAUGAUUAACAUGAAGGCAUUGACAGCAUUAAAACUCAUCUUUAACCAGAAUGAGGCAAAAGCCAACCUUGUUACUGCUGUGGCCAUAUUUAUUAACAUAAAGGAGCAUAUCAGAAAGGGCUCAAUUGUAGUUGUUGAUCACUUGAGCUAUAAUACACUGACAGACAUUUUCCGUGAAGUUAAAGGGAUUAUUGAGGCAAUGUAAAAUCAGCCAGAAAGAGAGCACUUGGAACCAUCUCCUAACUGUCACACUGUGCAUCCCUGGAGAGCUGUGUAUAAUGUUUUGGUCAUUACAGUGUGAACAUUAUACAUUACAUCUUUAAACGAUGUUACCUGUGACAGGCUCUAGGUUUGAGCUAAACAGUUUUUGGUGUGUCAAAUGAAUGUUAUGUCCUGAGCUGAAGAUGUUUGUUGAUUUUUGUCUUGUCUACAUUGGCACAUAUUUAACAUUUUACUUAAGAGUGUGAACCAGUUCAUCAUGAGUAAGCUAGCUUGUUCAUUAGUUUCUGUGUAUUUUUGGUCUCAAUUGUCAAAAAAGAAAUUAUCUUUGAAUUUGUUAUCUAAUUACAGAAAUAAAGCUUAUACACACAAAUAGAUAACUAACAGUACCUGGAAUGUAUAUCUAUUUGUUCAUUGCCACUUGUGCCCUCUAGACACAUAGAGGAGACAGGGGUUAUAGUUCAUUGAAGAGGAACUCUUUUCUCCCUGUUCCAGCUGCAUCAGAUAUUCAUCCUACAAUGCAGAAAUAGCCCUGAAUCUCAAACAAAAUGUUCAUUUUUCUAUUUUGCUGCUACAAUUUUGCUUAAAUUGUCAGGCUAUUCCAUUUAUAGCAAACUCAUCUGACAGAAGAGAAGGGAGGCAGAUAUAGGGGGAACAUAUUUCUUUAAUACCCACACUGUCAGAUACUAUGUUGCACUUACAAGGUUUUUUUUCCUCUUGCAGUGAUUCUGUGAGCUAAGUAGUUGUAUUCUUAGUAAAACUCAUUUUUGUGGGUACCCUCCAGUGAGAACUGAAGAGAGUACAUACUUUUUCCUGGAUUCCCACAGCAGGCAGGUGGCAUAGGUGUUUUGUCUGACAUCAAAACCCAUCUCACCCUACUGCCUUACAGUCCUUUACUUUUUAGGUAUUUGCCUUCAAAUCUCAGAAACUUUGGUCUUAGUGGUUUAAUUUUGUAUUGGACAAUGUCCCUGCCAAGUUUUGUAGUUGUUAACCACCUCCAAAUAUUCUUAUC